AGCGCUGAGAGUCGCACUUCCACCAGUCUUUACACAUACACACACACUAUAUUCAUUACUAACAUCACACAAAGGGCUUGACUCACACUCAGCCAGGCCGUAUUCUCUGUCGUCUUCAGCUCGACUACUCCCGGGAUAUAUAGGACUUUUAAAGCGGUUUUAAUGUUCGUCGGGGCGAGCGGAGCCAGCCGUCAUGGGUUUGCUGUUACCAGCCAGCGUGUUGAAGUGAGCUGGAUUUUCCCUCCGGUUUAAGCCCCACCCCUCCCCCAGGGGCCACUCCCCCCUCCAUCCCUCCAGGGGGACCGGCAAUCAUGACGGGAAUCAAGCGCGGGUACGACGGUAAGAUCGCUGGGCUGUACGACCUGGACAAGACGCUCGGCCGUGGCCAUUUCGCCGUGGUCAAACUAGCACGUCACGUCUUCACCGGCGAAAAAGUGGCGGUCAAGGUGAUCGACAAGACCAAACUGGACACAGUAGCGACCGGUCACCUCUUCCAGGAGGUCCGCUGUAUGAAACUGGUCCAGCACCCUAACAUCGUUCGACUUUAUGAGGUCAUCGACACGCAGACCAAACUUUACCUAAUCCUGGAGCUCGGCGACGGGGGCGACAUGUUCGAUUACAUCAUGAAACACGAGGAGGGUCUGAGCGAGGAGCUGGCCAAGAAAUAUUUUGCGCAGAUCGUGCACGCCAUCUCAUACUGUCAUCGGCUGCACGUGGUCCACCGUGACCUGAAGCCUGAGAAUGUGGUGUUCUUCGAGAAGCAGGGCUUGGUCAAGCUCACCGACUUUGGCUUCAGUAAUAAGUUUCAGCCGGGGAAGAAGCUGACCACCAGUUGCGGUUCGUUGGCUUACUCUGCCCCAGAGAUCCUGUUGGGGGAUGAGUAUGAUGCACCUGCUGUGGAUAUCUGGAGUCUGGGAGUCAUUCUCUUCAUGCUGGUUUGUGGUCAGCCCCCCUUCCAAGAAGCCAACGACAGUGAGACCCUCACUAUGAUCAUGGACUGUAAAUACACUGUACCUGCCCACGUCUCCAACGCCUGCAAAGACCUGAUAAACCGGAUGCUUCAAAGGGAUCCGAAGAGGCGAGCAUCACUGGAGGAGAUCGAGGGGCACGCGUGGCUUCAAGGUGUCGAUCCCUCUCCAGCCACGAAGUAUAGCACCCCAUUGGUGUCUCACAAGAACUUGUCAGAGGAAGAACACAACAGCAUCAUCCAACGCAUGGUGCUGGGCGAUAUCGCAGAUAGAGAAACCAUCAUCGAGGCCCUGGAGACAAACAAGUAUAACCACAUCACUGCUACUUACUUUCUGUUGGCUGAACGCAUCCUAAGGGAAAAGCAGGAGAAAGAGGUGCAACCUCGAUCCUCCAGCCCCAGUAACAUCAAGGCCCACUUCAGGCAGUCUUGGCCGACCCAAAAAAUUGGCAUGCUUCAGGACAUCGAGGAUAGUAUAGCCGCUCACACUGGGGGUCCACAAUCUCCGGCUCGCAGCACUGAAAACCUGUUGAACGGCCACCGCAGUAAAGGACUUCUAGAAGUAGGGCAUAGGGAGGAGACCAGCGAAGCCUCCAGCAGCUCUGCUGCACCUGUCGCUCUGCUCCCAAACCCCCUCAAGACUGGGGUCAUGGCACCACUCGCUUCGGCGAGGCAACGUCCAUGCCUUUUUCGGGUGGAAGAGGACGAAGAAGAAGAGGAAGAACAGGAGCCUCCACUGUUUCAUACCCAAGUGGUUUUGCGACGCAAGCCACAGUCCAUCACCAACCGGCUCACGUCCCGCAAAAGCGCCCCGGUGCUCAAACAAAUCUUUGAGGAGGGCGAAUCUGAUGAUGACUUCGACAUGGAUGAGAGUCUUCCGCCUAAGCUUAGCCGGAUGAAGAUGCACAUGACGUCUCCGGGCACUGCCCAGAAGCGUUACCACCGGCCAAAGAGUCAAGGCCGUGGAUCGAGCUGUUCCAGCUCGGAAACCAGCGACGAUGAUUCAGAGAGCCACCGCAGGCGCUUAGAUAAAGAGACAGGGUUUACCUACAGCUGGAACCGUAGGGACAGUAGCGAGGGUCCGCCUGGAAGCUCAGGGGGCAAUGGGGGAGGAAGCAGCGGAGGGCAAAGUAAACCACCUGGGGAGGGUAACUCGGGACCAGACAAGGGGGGUCCUCCAGGCGGAGGAGGAGGAGGGAGUAGUGGUGGUACAGGAGGAGGUGGAGGGGGUACUAAAGGACAAGGAGGCCCUUCCAGCUGUUCCCGAAGCAACAACAACAACGCUUCAUCUGGCUCGAAGCGUAGCGCAGCUCGCAGCGCCGGAGAACUGGUGGAGAGUCUGAAACUCAUGAGUUUGUGCUUGAGCUCUCAGUUUCAGCAUCGCAGUUCGGGAGGAGGAGGACGGUUUAUUCUGGAUCCUCAGAGCCUGUCUAGCGUCAAAGUCCAGGAGAAGUCCUCCUGGAAGAUGUGCAUUGGUUCCAACAACAGUCUAGAAAAAGUCAUCAACCCUGCCGGGGUCGGGGCAACGGAGCGAUAUCCGGAUCAAACGGCUGUCAUGCUGAACGAACUGGGCCUGGUCAAGGAGAAUAACAUGAACUUGAAAAACAACGUUCUCCAGCUACCUCUGUGCGAGAAAACCAUCUCGGUGAACAUCCAGCGAAGCCCCAGGGAUGGGCUCCUCUGUGCCUCGGCCCAGGCCAGCUGCUGCCAGGUCAUAUGACUCCAUUGUUCCUGUUGCCACAUUUGUAGCGUAACGAUGAGUUGACCACCAGUAGCUGUAUAUGACCUCUUGACCCCAACCUGACCUUUGAACCUGCCUUCAGUGUCAUCUUAAUCAUUCUCACAACUUAUUUAUUAAGUUUCUUCUGUUGGACCCAUUGGUUUUAAUGAAGUGCACGCUGCUAGCCUUUACUUUCCUGUGUGUGUGUGUGUGUGUGCGCGUGUGUUCGGUUCCAUUCGAAUAAUGGAAUUUGAUGUUUUCAAGUCUUGUUUUUGCUUUUAUUCCCUUAAAAUGCUCUUAACGUGAAUUCCAUGGUUCUAACUUGGCCCAAUCAAUCAAACGUUGUGGAAACUGUGUAUGUAUAAACAGUUGAAUAAAGUGAGAUAUUUACAUUAAGACCAAAAGUAUGACAGAGCAGAACAUGGCAAUUCAGAAAACUAGAACUUAAAGUGGCUCAAAGUAAAUUUAAGUAUAAAGACUGAUUUUGUAGAUUAAGCCCCAGUGUCACUGCAGUAUCAAAGACAGAUUGAAUGAUAAUAAAGUAAAAGCAAUAGUGAAGAAGUCAUAGCGCUCCCUUGUGAGUCUUAAAGUUAACUACUGUCUUGCACACAGCUGGUUUUUAUUCGCCAUCUUUAAAGUGCUGUCGACUGUUUUCAUUUCACUGUUAAAACUGUUUCAGUUGAACUAAACUUGAGGUUACUGACAAUCAUUUGCAAUAUCUUAUUAAGGGAAAUUCUUAAUGGAAAUGUUCCUGAAGUGGGUUACGGGCUAAUCCAGAAAACAUUCUUUUCAUUGUUUGGUUUGAAUUGUCACGUGUACAUUUGCAUCACACCUCACCUUAAGUUUUCAUUUUUGUGUGCAUUCAAGAAACGUUUUUUCAGAUUUAAGUGCAAUUUAUUCAAGUCAAAACUGGCAAAUUUUUUAAACCCCCCAUUAAAUGCCCAUCUGCGUUGCCAAAUUUGCAUCCAAGACCUAGAUGCGUUUAUCAUUGAACAGAUGAUAAAAUGAAAAUAACACUAUGGUGUAAGUCCACAGUCAGGACGACAUACAAAUCACAGCGGGCAUAAUUAGACAUGAGCUGUUUGUGCUUGAGUAAAAGCCUGCAGACUUCAGCUGUGUUGUACUGAAUAGUAAAUGGGAACCGUUGAGCCACUGCCCUUCUUUUUCAAUGUCAUUACCGCAAGACAGAAUCUGAAAACAGAGUUUAUUUUCAGUUGCAGAUCCCGAUGUUGGCCAUCUCUCUCCUUUUGUUCUUGUACUGUUCAGCUUUGAGUUACUGUAUAUACCAGUUUCCGAAUGGACUGGCCUUACGGGCUGUUAAUAAGUAUGUACAUACAUUUUUUUAAAGUUUUUUUUUAAAGGACUGCUGUUUUAAUGCUGUGUCGGAUGUGAGCGUCGUCGGCUUCCAGAUGGGAUAAAACAGGGCUGUUUUGUCACCUAAGUGACUGGCCACUCUUUCAGGAUGUGUUGGCCAUCACCUGAUAUAGAUAAAGUCAAAGGUCUGCUGUGAGUGUACAAGAGGAUUGGGUGUGAGAAACUUAAAGGGCAUUUGCAAUAAGCUAUAAGUUGCAGCUAUAUGUAAAUAUAAUUUCUGUUUCUUUUUUAUAUUUCAAACCUGUACGUUCUUCAAAUGGCUCACUUGACCCAUCUUAAGUAUUUCCGUACGUUUCGUCUUUUCGUUUUAAGAAUAAAGUCUGUAAAUAUAGGUGUAAAUAUGGUGCUCUAUACUUAGAAAUGCAGUGUUGGACUUCUUGUUCAAAGCUGUAAUAUAGCCUUAUUAGAUAUGAGUGUCAAAUACAGAGCAAGGGAGGUUGAAAAGAAGAAAACAGUGCUGUAUGCAUCAUGUCAGUCUCUGACUUUGUCCUACCCUAAUGUAAACAGCUAAACGACAUGUGCAUGUGUUGUGUGUUUGACAUUAUUGAUCCACUUCCAUUCGGAGGAGAAGAACCAACUCGAGAUGUUACAGGACCAAACCAUGUACUGACGUUAAAAAAAAUGACUUUUGAAGAAGCAAAACGAAUAAAUGUUCUGUUGCUGAAACUUGUCCUUAAAAGUUACAUAUAACUAUGGUGAUGUCCAAAAUUAAAUGUGAAAUAUGUUGUCUUCAAACUUUGACUGGUCGUUUUUUGUGUUUGGGUAUGUGUGUGUGUGUUAUUAUAAUUAUUAAAAGGUGUGUGCAUAAAAUGAAGGUUUUGAACAUUAGUGGACAUGGUUAUAAAUUGUAAACUCCAUUAUAUUUUGGGUAAAUGCAUAAAAGUCGUAUUAAUGUGACCCGGUCUGUGAAAACCCAGCUAAAGUGAUUUUUUCUGUUUUGUACAUAAGCCUACGUUGUGUGAAAAUGAUUAAAAUCAAGUUUUUAAGUU
Triplophysa dalaica is the source of this 5050-nucleotide messenger RNA. It is a transcript of the gene snrka, whose product is annotated as SNF related kinase a. Gene Ontology annotation, molecular function: tau-protein kinase activity; ATP binding; protein serine/threonine kinase activity. The transcript is spliced from 6 exons. Lineage: Eukaryota; Metazoa; Chordata; Actinopteri; Cypriniformes; Nemacheilidae. Gene Ontology annotation, biological process: microtubule cytoskeleton organization; protein phosphorylation; intracellular signal transduction. Gene Ontology annotation, cellular component: cytoplasm. The record is from RefSeq and is a predicted model, not a curated record. The coding region runs from base 312 to 2687 and encodes 791 amino acids.